UUCGCCUGCGUGGACGCAGCUCAGUGCUGCAAAGGGAGAGGGCGGGUGGCAGUGAGAGCGCCGGGCCGCUGCUUUUCUCUCCAGUUUUUGCUUUAAAAAAAAAAUUUUUUUUUUUUGGCCUGAAAGGACGCUGGUGCUGCAAAAAAAAAAAAAAGGGAGGUCCCCGGCAUCAGGGCGGGAAGAUGGACUAGGAAGUUGGGGCCUUUUGGUUAUCCUGCCUGUACUUGAAAGAGUAUCAGGUGAAGAGUCUGUGCUGGUGUCUUUAAGGGAAAUUGUUAUUUCUUGCCUGAGAAAGAAAUCAUAGAAGGAGGAAGAAAUGGAUAUUUUUCAGGAGCUGCUGACGUUCCGGGAUGUGGCCAUUGAAUUCUCUGCAGAGGAGUGGGAGUGCCUAGACCAGGCCCAGCGGGAUCUGUACUGGGACGUUAUGUUGGAGAACUACGGACAUCUGGUCUCCUUAGGUCUCACCGAUUGUACUGCAGACCCGAUCCCCUUUUGGGAGCAAAGGAAGGAAUUGCCAUGGAGGGACUGCAGAAAUGAAAAGAUAGCCAUCCAACCAGAUAUAUCCUCUUAUAUAUAUACUCAGGAAUUUUUGCCAAAAUUGGAUGGAGAAGAUUCGUUUCCAGAAGUGCUACUGGAAAAAUAUGAUACUUGUCUCUUUGAGACUGUGUCAUUGGUCAACAACUCAGAUAGUGAUGUCAAGUAUGAAGUACAAAAAAGUUUUUAUGAUGACCCUAUCCAAACUGUGACAAAUGCCUAUAAUAUCAACACCAAAAGAGAACAGGGAUUUGAAACCUAUUGGGAAAACCUCUACUACAAGUCAUUUAUGUUUCCAGGGAACCAUUACAGAUGUAGCAACUGUUGGAAAGUUUAUUAUCAAGUUUCAGACUUUACUAUACAUCAGAGUGCCCCUGUUGGGGAAGAGUCUUACAUAUGUAAUGACUGUGGUGUAGCUUUCAGCCUGUCUUCAAAAGUAAAUCACCACGGUAAAAUCAAUGCAAUGAAGAAAUCAUACAUAUGUGACAAAUGUGGAAAAGGCUUUGCGCAGUCGUCGGAUCUAAACAGACAUAAAAUAAUCCAUACUGGAGUGAAGCCUUACGAAUGUAAGGAUUGUGGUAAAACCUUUAAUUAUUGUUCAAAUCUUAUUCAACAUCAGAGAAUUCAUACUGGAGAGAGACCAUACAAAUGUAAAUAUUGUGGUAAAACCUUUAAUCAGUGCUCAAACCUUGCUCAACAUCAGAGAAUUCAUACAGGCGAGAAACCCUACAAAUGUAAAGAAUGUGGAAGAGCCUUUAACCACUGCUCACGCCUUACUCAACAUCAGAGAAUUCAUACUGGAGAGAAACCUUACCAAUGUAGAGAAUGUGGGAAAGUCUUCACCCGUUACCCACACCUGACUGUACAUCAGAGAAUUCAUACCGGAGAGAAACCCUACAAAUGUAAAGAUUGUGGUAAAACUUUUAACCAGUGUUCGAGCCUUACAAAACAUCAGCGAAUUCAUUCUGGAGAGAAACCCUAUGAAUGCAAAGGAUGUGGCAAGACUUUUAACAACUGCUCAAACCUUACUCAGCAUGCCAGGACGCAUACCGGAGAGAAACCUUAUGAAUGUAGAGAUUGUGGUAAAACCUUUAAACAUUUCUCAAGUCUUACUCAACAUCACAGAGUUCAUACUGGAGAGAAACCUUACCAGUGUAGAGAAUGUGGCAAGCCCUUCAACCGGUUUUCAAGCCUAAAUCGUCAUCAGAGAAUUCACACUGGAGAGAAACCUUACAAAUGUAAUGAUUGUGGUAAAACCUUUAAACAGUUAUCACAUCUUACCCAACAUCAGAUAAUUCAUACUGGAGAAAAACCUUACAAAUGUACAGGAUGUGGUAAAGCCUUUAGCCGUUACUCACAUCUCACUGCACAUCAGAGAAUUCAUUCAGGAGAGAAACCUUACAAAUGUAAAGAUUGUGGCAAAGCUUUUCACCGUGUCUCAAGCUUUAGUCGACAUCAGAGACUGCACACUGAGCAUAACCUUAAAAAGGUAACAAUUCUGCCAACCCCUUCAAUUGUCACACCUUACUCACCAUCACAAAAUCUGUGCUAUAGUGAAACCCUACAGAUGUAAAGAACAAUGAAGCCUUCAACUGGUACUCAAACCUUAGUGGUCACCUGAGGAUUUAUAAUAAAGAAAAACUUCCACAAAUCUAAAAAAUUUGGAUAAGGUCUUUAAGUAGAAAUAAACAUCCUGGUUAUCAUCAAGUAAAACAUAAUGGAUAUAAACUACAAAUGUAAAGGCAGAAAGACCUUUGUUUUAAAAUAUAGAUUUUAGAGAACACCAGAGUGCCAAAGAACAGAAGUUUAAAGAUGUUUAAAAGAAGGAGAAGAAAAAAACUUCGGAAAGUACUGAAAAAUCAAAUCUAUUUGAAAAUCAACUGAUUCACAGCAGAAAGUGAAAACAUGCUACAGAUAUCAGUCUAAAUCAGUAUUAAUUAUAGAGGACUGUACAAAGUUAAGCACUUAGGUUGUCUACUUGUUAAUCUUCAAAGAUAAAGGUGGUGGAUUUUUAACAUAUAUGGUUAUUUCAGUGUGUCUGUUUUUAUAUUGAUUGACCAUACUUGAGAAUAGGAGUAGCAGAUAUUUUCAAUGAAUUCCACUCUCAAGUCACUUUAUGUGAUAACAUUUAUUCCUUGUAUGUAAAUGAACUCAUUGAUAUCUUAAAGAUAAGGAAUGGCCAUCAUUAUUAAGUAGAUUCAUAUACUAUAUAUAUAUGUGUGUGUGUAAUAUAUAUAUAUAUAUAUAUAUAUAUAUUACACACACACAUAUAUUUUUUUUCUUUUUUUAAACAGAAGAUUAAGAACAGUGUAAGGUACAAUAUAUGAGAAAUGGAGAUGUUGUUUGUUUUGGAGUUGAUAGAUGUUAGCCUGGAAUAGGUUAUCAGGGCAUCAUCAUUUUAGUAACACAGGAUAGUCUAAAAAAAAUUUUUAAAGUUUUAAACAAUUGUUCUUUAAGGAUACAAAGAACUUACAGUCCAUUGUUAUACUGGUGUAUGAUAAUAAAUAGAAAUAGAAAGUAGUCGAGAAUAUUUGUAGGUGUGGUUGAAAUAAUGUAACCAUCACAGAGAAUUGAAUUGGACUUUUAGUGGUAAACUUGAUAGUAUAUGCACAUUAUUGAUUUUUUAUGAUAACCACCUAAUACAUAUAGUGUUAUAAUUCAGUGUUACUUCAGUUAAUAGGAAGUCUUACAGAUACUGGAGAAAAUAGCUAAUCAUCAUAUAAAUAACUAUAUAUGUAGCUACUCUUUAAGGGGCAUAACAUUACUAUGUUCACAUGUUUCUUUUUUAUUUGUCUGUUUUUUUUUUACAGAGCAGGACUUUGCACGUGGUACUUACAUUGUGCUCAGGCUGACUUUUUCAUUCAGAUAGAGAUAGGGAGUAAGGGAGGGACCCUAUAGCACCGACAUUUUUCCUGGUGCAGCCUUAACACUCCUACGUGAUCACGCUAGGGCUCUUACCUGACCACACACAUGGUAAAGCAUUCACCCUCCCUGAUGAGCCAUCUCUCUAGCCCUGCAUCCUUUUCUGUUUUGUUUUUAAUACUUAGUCAGAGUCUUGGAAGUGAUAGGAAAAAAACUCUCACAUCAUGAUAUCCUAACAAAUAUACAUAAAUGCCCAUGAUGUGUGUUGUGCAGUAGUCACAUGGUGGAUUUUGGGAUGCUUUAUUCAGGUUUGUGUGAACUUAAUAUAUUUUAAUGAAUAAAACUGAAGACUCUUAAUGUGUCAACACUGAUGUUCAAUGAAUUAAAUACUAUCCUACCAGCAAAGUUCAACUAUUCCUCUUUACUCAAGGUUCGUAGGGAGACAGACAGUAACCCCUGACUUGGUAGCACUGUGGAGUGAUGUCACUACUAAACUACUUCACCAAAAGCCUUACAGCUCAGAUUGGUUUUUUUGUUUGUUUGGUUUGGUUUGGUUUGGUUUUGGUUUUCACAAUUCACCUACUGAAUUCUUUUCUUCUCUUUGUAAAUAUUUGGUCAGAGUGAUGAAUUAUGUAAAGGUUACAUAGUAUAAGUAUUGUUGAGAGAUUAACUGACCUUACCAUAGUCCAUGGCACCCUUUAUGGGCUACCAGUGUGUUUGCAGAGGCACUAGACUGAGUAUCGUUCUUUCUACCAAUGUAAUUCCUAGACAGCUUGUCAGAGACAGGUACAAAAGUAAGUUCCUAAAGUGGCUUCCUCAACAGUUCUUGUGUACAGAAGUCACUACAUUUCCCAGGGCCUCUAACACCACAGGCCCCUCUUUUUAGUUUGAGCCAAUCUAGUUCAAGAAAAUCCACCCCCCCAAAAAAAAAGGUAUGUACCCCAGCUCAUAUGCCAUGUUUGUGUACAAUUAUAUGUUCAGUAUUAGUUGUGUAACAUAUUGUACAGUUAGAAUAUACUCUGGUAGAGUGAUGUAUGUAGUUGAAGUAAGAUAUUGAAAGAGCCAGUAUGAAUUCUACAUCAGUUGGAUAUGUUUUUCCCAACUGAUUUGAGUUCAGGAGAUUAAGUCUGUUGCCUGUUCUGAUUAUUUCCAGCUAUUUCCCCAUUAAAGAAAGCAGAGCAAAUACUGGUUAAUAUCACCAGCCAUACAAGAAGCAGGUGUUUGAAUGCUGUUUGGAAGAUCAUGAUGAAAGUGGAUUUUUCUCCCCUAAUAGAUUUGAUGACAUUUGUCAACUCUGAAGUCUGACUUUUGUUUUUGUACCUUUUAAAAUUUCCAAUAUUAAAACCAAUUUUAUGAAAUAAAAUCUGGGACAUGGAAGUUGUUGAUUGAAUAGUAACCUAAAUUAAUUAAAUUUUAAUAUGUGUGAUAGGGGAGGGAAAUUUUGGCCACCAUAAUUUCCCUCUUUGUGGUGUUAAACUUACAAAGUUUGUUUCUGUACCAGUUUCAAUAAAAGUUUUCUUAAAAUA
This is a messenger RNA of Erinaceus europaeus (western European hedgehog), 4922 nucleotides long. RefSeq names its product zinc finger protein 501-like. Gene Ontology annotation, molecular function: RNA polymerase II cis-regulatory region sequence-specific DNA binding; DNA-binding transcription repressor activity, RNA polymerase II-specific. The transcript has 5 exons. The record is from RefSeq and is a predicted model, not a curated record. The coding region runs from base 317 to 2107 and encodes 596 amino acids. NCBI's taxonomy places the organism in Eukaryota, Metazoa, Chordata, Mammalia, Eulipotyphla, Erinaceidae. Gene Ontology annotation, biological process: negative regulation of transcription by RNA polymerase II.